Cyphomyrmex costatus is the source of this 1304-nucleotide messenger RNA. RefSeq lists its product as uncharacterized. The coding region runs from base 60 to 1304 and encodes 414 amino acids. The transcript has 2 exons. Lineage: Eukaryota; Metazoa; Arthropoda; Insecta; Hymenoptera; Formicidae. The record is from RefSeq and is a predicted model, not a curated record.
AAAAUAAUGUAUUGUUAUUUAUUGUUACUGCGCAAAUACUUGGGCUAGGAUUAUACGCUAUGAGGAGAAAGAAAAAAAAUAAGUACUGGAUCAAUAGAAGGUGGUGGGUACGACCUAUAAAUGUGAAGCGUAGCGAGUAUGGCGAUUUCGCAACGCUUUUUGCAGAGUUGAAAGAAGAUGCUGAUCUCUUCUUUCGAUAUACCAGGAUGAAUGUGGAUAUAUUUAAUGAGCUUCUACAAAUGAUUAGACCAUACUUACAGAAAACAAGCUUGAGAACUCCGAUUUGUCCAGAGCAGCGACUUGCGAUAACAUUAAGAUAUUUGGCAACUGGCGAUCAAGUACUAUCAGUGGCUCUUGCUUAUAGAGUAGGAGAGUCUACUGCUCAUAAAAUUAUAAAGGAGACAUGUGAAGUGUUAGCCAAAGUUCUAAUGCCAUUAUACAUGAAAGCCCCUUCAGAAGAUGAAUGGAAACAUAUCAGCAAGGAUUUUUUAGCUGAAUGGAAUUUACCGAAUUGUAUCGGUGCAAUAGAUGGUAAGCACAUAACUUUACAAGCACCAAGAAACUCUGGAUCAAUGUAUUUCAACUACAAAAAAACGUUUAGCAUCGUGCUGAUGGCUGCUUGCGAUAGCAAAUAUAAAUUCACUAUGUUCGAUGUUGGUGCAUUUGGUAGUGAAAGUGACGGAGGAAUCCUUUCUAGAUCAAUAUUUGGCAAGGCUUUAUAUGAAAGUAGUUUAAAUUUUCCGAAAAGAAAAGUACGUCUACCUGGUUCUGAGGAAAAAACAUAUUUAUAUUUCGUUGGCGAUGAAGCCUUUCAAAUGACAGUAAAUAUGAUGCGACCUUAUCCAGGAAGAAAUCUGAACGAACAGAAAAAGAUUUUUAAUUAUCGCUUAUCGCGUGCUCGAAGGACGAUCGAAAAUACGUUUGGAAUCCUUGUGUCUAGAUGGAGGAUCUUUCGCAAGCCGAUAUGUUCAAGCCCAGAUGUUGCUGUUAAAUUCGUUGUAGCAGCAAUGUGUUUACAUAAUUUUUUGAAAACAAAAAAUGAUGAAAAAUCACCACAUCAUCAAAGGUAUUGUCCAAGUCAGUAUGUGGAUCGAGAAACUAACGAAGGAAAUGUAAUUUCAGGCGAAUGGAGAGAUCAGUUAGAGAUAAACAAUUUAAGAAAUUUAACUACUAGUGCACAUCGAGCUGCUAGAGAAGCAUAUGAAAUGCGAGAUAUGCUCUCUUCAUAUUUUUUAACUCCUACAGGUGAGGUACCGUGGCAGUACGAAUACAUACGACGUGGACAAUAUCAUGAUGUGACGUAA